Messenger RNA from Mangifera indica (mango), 399 nucleotides. Its product is annotated as probable LRR receptor-like serine/threonine-protein kinase At3g47570. The record is from RefSeq and is a predicted model, not a curated record. Bases 1 to 399 code for a protein of 132 amino acids. Gene Ontology annotation, molecular function: protein binding. Lineage: Eukaryota; Viridiplantae; Streptophyta; Magnoliopsida; Sapindales; Anacardiaceae. The transcript has 2 exons.
AUGGCUAUCUUGGCUGUGACAGUGAAAAAUUUAACAACUGAUCAAUAUGCUCUUCUUCAAUUCAAAGCACAUAUCACGUCCGAUCCUUACAGUGUACUGGCAUAUAACUGGUCCAUUUCUAAUCCAAUCUGUAACUGGGUUGGAAUUUCCUGUGGUGCUCGCCAUGAAAGAGUCACAGCUUUGAACCUUCCAUUCAUGGAACUCGGAGGCACUAUCUCUCCACACUUGGGCAAUCUCUCAUUCCUGGUGAAACUUGAUCUUAGUUACAACAAUUUCCAUGGCCAUCUGCCGAAUGAACUGGGACAAUUACGCCGACUGAGAGCCUUUUCUAUCAGUAACAAUACAAUAAGUGGAGGAAUUCCAGGAUUUGUACCAUCCCAGAUGUUCUCUUCAAUGUAA